CGAAGUCGCGCUUCUCUCUCUCCUUUAUCUCUUUUCUUCUCCGCAGCUUUUUUUUUCUUUAGCUCAAGCUGAACAUGGGAGCUGAAACCCUAGAAGAUUCUCGAAAUACGAGCAGUUUUCCUCCAUAAGAGCACGGAAUUUCGAUUCUUCCCUCUUGUCCUACCUCUUCUAUCAAUUUUAUCUUGCAUUUCCUCUCCACUCUGAAAUUUCGAACGUCGAAUUCCAAUUUUUCUUCUUCAAUUGAUUUAUUUGUUUGUUUUUUCUUACUACUGAAUCGCUGCCCUAGCUUGUGAAGUCUUUAUUUUGGUGAAAGCUUGUAAGUCAGGUUCUCAUGGUCUUCAUAAUCUGAACAUCCCGGAGGAUUGUUUUCCAUUUUUCUCUUCAUAUUAAGCUCCGUACAUAAGUAAAAAAAUGUCGUCUUUAAGCAGAGAACUGGUCUUCCUUAUACUGCAAUUUCUCGAAGAGGAGAAAUUUAAGGAAUCCGUGCACAAGCUCGAGCAAGAGUCAGGAUUUUUCUUCAACAUGAAAUAUUUCGACGAGAAAGCACAGGCUGGUGAAUGGGACGAAGUGGAGAAGUACCUUUCCGGAUUUACCAAGGUUGACGAUAAUAGAUACUCCAUGAAGAUAUUUUUUGAGAUCAGGAAGCAGAAGUAUCUUGAAGCUCUAGAUAGACAUGACAGAGCAAAGGCUGUUGAAAUAUUAGUGAAGGAUUUGAAAGUAUUUUCUACAUUCAAUGAGGAAUUGUACAAAGAAAUCACUCAGCUUUUAACGCUUGAUAAUUUCAGGGAAAAUGAACAGUUAUCCAAGUAUGGUGACACUAAAUCAGCUCGAAGCAUAAUGCUGAUAGAGCUUAAGAAACUCAUAGAAGCAAAUCCUCUCUUCCGCGAUAAGUUAGUUUUUCCCACCCUGAAGACCUCAAGGUUGCGCACUUUAAUCAACCAAAGUUUGAACUGGCAGCACCAACUCUGUAAGAAUCCAAGGCCAAACCCAGAUAUUAAGACCUUAUUCACCGACCACACAUGUGCAUCUCCAAAUGGGGCUCGUGCUCCUAUUCCAGUCACUCUUCCAGUUGCAGCAGUUGCAAAGCCUGCCACAUAUGCACCCCUUGGAGGACAUGGACCUUUUCCACCCACUGCAGCUGCUGCUAAUGCUAAUGCUAAUGCUUUAGCAGGCUGGAUGGCAAAUGCUACUGCUUCAUCAUCUGUUCAAUCAGCUGUUGUUGCUGCAUCAUCAAUACCGGUCCCACCAAAUCAAGUUUCAAUCCUCAAACGUCCAAGAACACCUCCUAAUGCUUUAGGUAUGGUUGAUUAUCAAAGUACUGAUCAUGAACAACUAAUGAAACGUCUGCGGGCACAACCUGUUGAUGAGGUCACAUAUCCAGCUCCACUUCAACUAGCUUCAUGGUCAUUGGAUGACCUUCCACGAACAGUAGCUUGUACCAUUCACCAGGGAUCAAAUGUCACAAGCAUGGAUUUCCAUCCUUCUCAUCAUACAUUACUUCUUGUUGGUUCUGGUAAUGGUGAAAUUACACUAUGGGAAAUCGGUAUACGAGAGAGGCUGGUCUCAAAGCCAUUCAAGAUAUGGGAGAUGGCAAACUGCUCAUUGCCAUUUCAGGCUGCCAUUGUGAAAGAUUCCUCAAUAUCUAUCAGUCGUGUAACAUGGAGUCCUGAUGGAACUUUGUUGGGAGUUGCAUUUACAAAACAUUUGAUUCAUUUGUAUGCUUAUCAUGGACCUAAUGAUCUGCGCCAACAUCUAGAGAUUGAUGCUCAUGUUGGUAGUGUUAAUGACUUGGCAUUCUCUCAUCCAAACCCAAACAAGCAAUUAUGUGUAGUAACUUGUGGAGAUGAUAAGUUGAUAAAGGUGUGGGAUUUGACUGGACGAAGGCUUUAUAACUUUGAAGGCCAUGAGGCACCAGUUUAUUCUAUAUGUCCUCACCACAAAGAGAACAUUCAGUUUAUUUUCUCAACUGCUAUUGAUGGGAAAAUUAAGGCCUGGCUAUAUGACAAUGCGGGCUCCAGAGUUGAUUAUGAUGCUCCUGGACAUUGGUGCACAACAAUGCUUUAUAGUGCUGAUGGAAGUAGAUUGUUCUCUUGUGGGACAAGUAAGGAUGGUGACUCCUAUCUGGUUGAAUGGAAUGAAAGUGAGGGAGCAAUAAAGAGGACAUAUUCUGGGUUCAGAAAGAAGUCAUCUGGUGUUGUGCAGUUUGACACAACACAGAAUCACUUCUUGGCAGCUGGUGAAGAUAACCAGAUAAAAUUUUGGCAUAUGGACAAUGUCAAUGUUCUCACAACCUCUGAUGCUGAGGGUGGACUCCCGAGUUUUCCCCGCUUGAGAUUCAACAAGGAAGGAAAUCUUCUUGCUGUUACCACAGCAGACAAUGGUUUCAAGAUCCUUGCGAAUGCUGAUGGUCUGAGAUCCCUAAGAGCAAUUGAAGGCCGAUCCUUUGAAACACUGAGAGCACCCACUGAACCAGCUGCAAUUAAGGCUACCAGUGCUGCCGCAGUUGCAAACAUCAGUCCAGGCAUUAACAGAGUAGAACGCUUGGACACAAGUUCUCCUGCAAGGCCUUCUACAGUUCUUAAUGGAGUUGAUCCUACAGCUAGAAACAUAGAGAAGAGAACUUUGGAAGAUGUACCUGACAAAGCCAAACCUUGGGAAUUGACUGAGAUCUUGGAACCUGCUCAGUGUCGAGUAGUAAGCAUGGGUGACAGUGCAGAUUCUCCUAGCAAGGUUGUUCGCCUUCUUUAUACAAGCUCUGGUGUUGGCAUUUUGGCUCUUGGGUCAAAUGGGAUUCAAAAGCUGUGGAAGUGGAGCCGUAACGAACAAAAUCCUAGUGGCAAGGCCACUGCCAGUGUUGCUCCACAGCAUUGGCAACCAAAUAGUGGUCUUCUUAUGACUAAUGAUGUUUCAGAUGCCAAUCCCGAAGAAGCAGUGCCAUGCAUAGCACUCUCAAAGAAUGACUCAUAUGUAAUGUCAGCUUCUGGUGGAAAGGUUUCAUUGUUCAACAUGAUGACUUUUAAGGUGAUGACAACAUUCAUGCCACCCCCACCUGCUUCAACCUUCCUAGCAUUUCAUCCGCAAGAUAAUAACAUUAUAGCAAUUGGAAUGGAGGAUUCAGCCAUUCACAUUUACAAUGUUAGGGUGGAUGAGGUGAAAACAAAAUUGAAAGGUCACCAGAAACGCAUUACUGGUUUAGCCUUUUCCACCAACCUAAACAUUCUAGUUUCUUCUGGGGCUGAUGCUCAGCUUUGCGUUUGGAACACUGAUACAUGGGAGAAGCGAAAAUCAGUUGCUAUCCAACUGCCUGCUGGGAAGGCCUCUACAGGUGACACACGUGUGCAGUUCCACUCUGAUCAAAUCCGCUUGAUGGUAUUCCAUGAAACACAGAUAGCAAUAUAUGAUGCCUCGAAGAUGGACCGUAUUAGGCAGUGGGUGCCACAGGAUGUACUGCCUGCACCUAUAUCCUAUGCAGCAUAUUCAUGCAACAGUCAACUGGUUUAUGCUACUUUCUGCGAUGGUAACAUUGGUGUAUUUGAUGCCGAUAGCCUGAGACUUAGAUGCCGUAUAGCUCCAUCUUCAUAUCUGCCCCAGUCUGUGUCAAAUAGCAGUCAUGCUGUGUACCCACUUGUUGUCGCGGCACACCCACAGGAGCCAAAUCAAUUGGCUGUUGGAUUGACAGAUGGUUCUGCUAAGGUGAUAGAACCCUCAGAGUCUGAGGGGAAGUGGGGAGUGACAGCACCUGUUGAUAAUGGGAUAUCCAAUGGCAGGCCGGCAGUAGCAUCAGCCACAAGCAAUACAACAUCUGAGCAGCUCCAAAGAUGAAAAUUGAUGUAUCUUACCCCGUUUUCUAUUUUAUGCAUUGUACAAUAGUUUGUAAUACCCCUCUCCCCCUGGCCUUACCUUUCAGGGGUAGCCACAGAAAUUAUUAGGGCGAGAGAAAUCCUGUAUACCGCAUCUAAUUCUUUUAUCAGUAUAUACUGUUAUGUUAUUUGGAUCUGUUUAAUAUCAUUUCAAAUCAUUUUCAUCUA
Molecule: messenger RNA, 4028 nt
Organism: Nelumbo nucifera (sacred lotus)
Lineage: Eukaryota; Viridiplantae; Streptophyta; Magnoliopsida; Proteales; Nelumbonaceae
Product: protein TPR1
Biological process (GO): regulation of DNA-templated transcription
Molecular function (GO): protein binding
Source: RefSeq, a predicted model, not a curated record